AUGUCGCGUCCGACUGUCAGCAAGGCGAGGACAGGGUAUCCGAUAUUCGCUGCGACGUUUGCGAGUAACAGGCCUGGGGUCCUCGUUGUAGGAGGUGGUGGGGGUGCUGGACGAUCCGGUGUCAAAAACCAAAUCACAGCCUUCGACUUCACCUCACGAGCGCCGACCGUACAACCCUUCGCGGAAAUCGAAGCGAGCAAGGACGACUCGAUAACGUGUUUGGACAACCUGUCUACGAAAGAUGGCCUUAUUUUGUUCGCUGGAAACAAUAGCAGUGAGGAUGACCGGCUAAAGGGCAACAAUGAACAUCUGAGGGCAUUCGAGCUGAAGUAUCCGAAUGGUGCUGAGAAAAGAGACGGAAACGUUGAGUACCUCAGCAAGAUAAGGCUCUUCACCGCACCGCAAUCGAGUUCCGCAAAGAAGGAAGCCUACCAACGUAUCGUGAAACUCUCAAAACCUCAACGAUCGACCUCGAAUACACCCAGCAGACGCAUCGGAGCGAUCGCAUCAAGUCUUGGAGACGAUAACGAGGUCGUCAUCUUUGCCGCUACAUCUACGAGACCUACGGAUCAGGACGUCAUAGGGCGAAUCAGUUUACAUAAUGGCCAGGAAGCUAACGACAUGGACUUUUGGACACAAGAAGAGGGGAAAUAUCAGCUAGCUUACGUCACCGAUUCGGAAGUCUUCGUGCAGACUGUCAACUGGGAUUUUGAUUCAAGGAAGAGCAAGGGAAAGAACGAGCACAGGAAGCUCUACACCAUUCCACACGUCGAGAAGGGUGCGAGGAGUAAGCUGCGAUGUGUACGGUGGCUUUCGCCGAAACAUCUGCUACUAUUAAAGAACAAGCCUAGCAGAAGCGGCGUGGAGUUGCUCCUUGUUCAUCUCUACGAAGAAGGCCAGGCAAGCGUUGUCCUACGGAAAGCAAUGCCCAAGCACGUCAAGGCGGCUACAGAUAUGGACGUCAGCUUGCUCGAUGCAGACAAGGAUGGCGCUUAUCAAAUUGCGAUCGCGAUCGCAGCGAUUGACAUAUCCUUGACGGUGUAUACGAUGGAUUACCAUGGACCUGCCAGAGAUUCUCUGAGCUCGUUUCACGCAUUCAACAGCUAUGAUAAUGUUCACGAAGUGCAAAUGACAAAGACUGUCUUCUCGCCAUUCUACAAGCCCGAAGUACCAGCUGGUCGUCAAGCGCCACCCCAAUAUCUGCGUUUGGCGAGCACGUCUUUGGGAAACACGAUCAGUGUCGAAACAUUCCAAUUACAGGACAUCGGGUCGCGCUAUGUUCUCCAGACGGCGCGUUCGAGAAACAUGUUCACAGCAGCAACCUAUCUCGUUAUCGCCAUGGUCGUCGCAGUGGCCGCUCUCCUGAUUCAGUCACUCAUAGAUCCGGAGGGCAACCUUACCAAAGGCAUACUUCCCGCCAGUCUGCAGAAUGCAGCAAGCCAGCACAAGACGUUUGGAGAAACACUGCGUGAGAAACGCCACAACGCUAUCCUCAACAAUGCGGACUCAUCGGUGGUCAAGACAUCACAUCGGAUCGCAGAUCUACUACAUCUCCACCUCCCUCACGUUCUCUCCGACACCAAGCCAUCCGAGCCUUCAGGUCAACAAAAGGCGCUAGUAAUACAUCACGACCCUGAAUCUGACGGCACACUCAGUACAGAGGUCCACGCUGGAGACGAGGAUGUCUUGAAGAAGCACGCCUCUGCGAGAAAGUGGGAAGAGCUCAGCCACGAAGAGAAGAGCCAAUGGAAGGAGAAGCUGAGCGAUGCGGGUAUGUGGGCUGUGGGUGAGGGCGAGACUAUUCUGAAGUCUAUAUUCUUCGGACAGAUCGGUGGAGUCAUUGGCCAUGUUGCAGAGGGCGUAUUGGCUGGCUAA
Molecule: messenger RNA, 1875 nt
Organism: Alternaria novae-zelandiae
Lineage: Eukaryota; Fungi; Ascomycota; Dothideomycetes; Pleosporales; Pleosporaceae
Exons: 4
Coding region: 1-1875 (624 amino acids)
Biological process (GO): protein secretion
Cellular component (GO): endoplasmic reticulum membrane
Molecular function (GO): guanyl-nucleotide exchange factor activity; GTPase activator activity; protein binding
Source: RefSeq, a predicted model, not a curated record